Soboliphyme baturini is the source of this 1431-nucleotide messenger RNA. The record is from the annotation of a GenBank genome assembly. NCBI's taxonomy places the organism in Eukaryota, Metazoa, Nematoda, Enoplea, Dioctophymatida, Soboliphymatidae.
AUGAAAAUAAAAGUUGGUUUUAGGUACAUAACGCCGGAUAGGUUCAUUUUUGAACCUUGCACUGCCGACGGUUCAGUAAAGGGCGAAGCAGGUUUGGUGAUCGAUCGCGUUUCACAGGAAAUAGAAGUUCACUUGCUUGACGAAAAGCCGUCGUUGACUAAACCACGGCUCGUGUACGGUAUAUUUGGCAUUAUUCAUUUGACAGCAGGUCCUUACCUCAUUGUGAUAACAAGCGCGAUAUGCGUAGGUACGAUCAGUCAACACAAAAUCUACAAGGUCACUUCAACGGAAGUUCUGCCGUACGUUCAUACACUUCUUCAUUUGAACGAAGUCCAAAUGGAAGAUAAUACACUUUUCCUUAACAUGCUGAAUAUGGUGCUUUCGUUCAAAAAUUUUUAUUAUUCAACUUCUUUUGAUAUAACCCAUUCUUUACAACGGCUCAACAAUACUAGUCCUGAAUUUCGAACCAUGCCGCUGCUCGAACGGGCCGAUUUACGCUUCACAUGGAAUUACCAUUUGAUGAAAGAUCUCAUUGAAUCCGCGCAGACCAGAGGUAUUGACAACGAAGGAAAUGCGGCGAACUUUGUUGAAACCGAGCAGAUAUUAGAGUACGGCGAUAUUCUGUGCUCAUUUGUUCAGACAAGGGGUUCGAUUCCGUUGUGUUGGUCACAGAAACCGAAUUUGCGUUGGCAGCCAUGGCCAAAACUGAAGUCAGACUAUGACCACUUGAAAACGUUUCGUUACCAUAUGGCUUCCCAGUUUUAUACGUACGGCUAUCAGGUUAUCGUUAGCCUGCUCGACCAAUGCGGUAGAGAAAAGGAUAUUGCAGCCGCGUUCGAGAAGGUGUUCUCAGACGCAAACCUGAGCGGCUUCAAGUUCGUUAAUUUCGACUUCCACAAAGAGUGCAAGAACAUGAACUGGAGUAGGUUGAAUGGCUUGAUAGACAGUGUAAAGGAUGAUAUAAAUCGUUUUGGCUAUUUUGUCUCCAAGAAGAAUGACCCCGGCUAUUGCAAACAACAGGAAGGCGUAUUUCGUACGAAUUGCAUAGACUGUUUGGACCGGACUAAUGUCGUACAGAGUCUUUUGGCUAAAUAUGUUUUGGAAAGUCAGCUGAAGGUUCGUUACGACGUUCGUUGCUCUGGAUGUUUAACGUUUUUGCUUUUUUCACAGUGGCUGCAGAUACUGACCGAUAUGGAUAGCAUUGAGAAUCAUUCUAGUUUUUCAGCAGCAUAUAAAAACUGUAAUGCUUCGUCAGAAACACGCUUUGCUUUUCUUACUGCGUUUCCAUUUGUGAAUUUGUCGCUUUUAGUGUGGGCCGACAACGGAAAUGCUUGCAGUGUUCAAUAUGCGGGCACCGGAGCACUCAAAGAUGAUUUUACGAGGUUUGAUAACUUUAGUAUGUUUCUACGGAAUUUGCCAUUUCGAUCAUAG